CGCGGUGACGUCGCGGUGACAUUGGGUGAAAGUGACCGGCACCUCGCGAGCUCCACGUUUCACCGACACAAACCGAGCCGAACCGAACCUAACAGAGCCGAACCGGACCGCACCGAGGGACUAUGGACCCAGAGCCCCGCCGCAAGCCUCCGACCCCCGGUUCCAGUAUGGACCUGUGGGGGCAGUGCAGCCGGGCGCAGCAGCUGUUGGAGGACGCUGUGAGCGGAAUCUUGAAGACGGAGAAAGAACUGAGACAAAACGCCACUGAGGUGUGCGGGCAGGUGCAGAGCCUGAUGAGUCGCCAGCAGGAGGCGUUGCGCUGCAGGGAGCUGUGGCUGCUCGGACAGAUUGAGAUCCUGGAACAAGUGAAGAGUGAAACGCUUCAGCAGCAGCUCCUGCAAAUCACACGGCUCAGAGCUCAGCUGGAUCUGAUCUCAGACCAGCUCCGCAAGCAGCCAAUCAGCAACGACGUGAGGAACCACCUGACCAAUCAGCUGACAGCGCUCCUGGACAGCGUGGCGACCCUCGGCCUGACCCCGGAGGAGACCCCUGACCUCUAUUUCCAUGGGGACACUCGCUCUUUACGCUCCACCAUUACAUCAUUCGGAGCUGUAACAUCAUCCGCCCACAGCCCCGCCCCCAAGAGACAGAAGACAGAGGGCGCUCUGAGCCAGUGGCUGCUGGGGGCGGAGCCACAGUCCUUUGCCAAGGGUUACGAGAGCGGCGAGACACGGGAUUGGCUGGCGACAUGUUUACAGCCACAGACUUGGGUCCAGACUCGGCCUUCCUUCGACAUGUUCGCGGCGUGGGGGCAGCUGCUCGACCUGGAGGCGUGGCUCGUGAAAGAGACCGCACCCCUCUCCUCGUCUAACCCCGCCCACGAUGACGGCCUUAGCAACAGAGCACGGAGCAUCAGCUGCAGCACUUCCUCUUCCUUUGAGGAGAUCGACCAAUCGGAGCUGAGCUCAGAGGAGAUGGACCAAUCGGAGGCGUGCGAGUCCUGGGGGGCGGUGCUUCGGCCCUUUGAAGAGCGCUGGGACAGCUCUGAUUGGCUGCUGCCCCGAGACUGCUCCUCCUGUAAACGCCCACAGCGCCCCCUGGAGAUCGAGAACCUGGGGAACGCGCUCGGGAAGCUCAAGUGCCUCAAGAACCAGAACCUCCAGAGUCCAAACCAGGACCAGACCCCCCUCAAGACCCAAGACAAGACCCAGGACCAGACCGAAGACCGGACCAAAGACCAGACCCAGACCCCGAAGAAGGAGCCGACAGAGAAGAGCCGCCGCAGCGAGGCACUGGAGGCGUGGCUUCAGCAGGUGGCGCCAGUGCAGCAGGUGUGUCGCGCUAACGAGCCGUGUUCUUCUCUGAGGAGCUGCGUCUGUGACGAGAACUGUGGCCGCGACGCUCUGAGGGCGUGGCUACUGCGGCGAGAGGGGCGGGACAAGAACGGGGUCAAGACCACGCCCACCUGUGACAAGGACACGCCCACCUGUGACAAGGACACGCCCACUAAAGAGAAGGACACGCCCACUAAAGAGAGAGACACGCCCACUAAAGAAAAAGACACGCCCACUGUGAAGAAGAUGCCGCUGUCCUACAGUGAGAGAGAAGAGAAGGUCCAGGCGAUCCUCGAGGCUUGGCUCCACCCCCUGACCUCCAGCCCCGCCUCCUCCUGCUCCAGCCCCGCCCCCCCUGUUUCCAUGGAGACCUCUGACAGCUGUCCCUUCCAGCGCCCCCUGCAGGCAGACCUGUGGGUGGUGCCGCCAAAGACCCCGGCCAAUCAGACGCCAGAGCCCGCCGCUAGCCCCGCCGCUAGCCCUGCCCCCAGCACAAGCCCCGCCCCCAGCACACCUGAGGAAGAGGAGGAGGACAGGUGGCUGCUGCGGAAACGCUCCAGUGCUCAGGAGCGAGCGAUGCCGGUCGUCUGUGACCUUUUCUCCUGCAUGAAACUCAACAAAGACAAAGACCUGUGGCUGCACUCGCCCCCUCUACAGAUGUGAGAGGAGGAGGAGGAGCAGGAGGAGAAGAGGAGGAAGACUCUGACACUUUGCUGAAAUCGCACACUUUUGCCUUUAACUAAAACGCCACAGAAAUCCACAAACUGAUCUAAGAAUCUGUGACCUGAGGCUGUGUCCGAACGUCCACACUGUCCCUGCAGGGGGCGCCAUUUACAACUCGCACGUAUCGAGUUCUGUCCAAAAAGUCCAGGGAGCCAAAAAGUAGAGCACUCAAUUUCCCACAAUCCACCUGUAAAAGUGGAUCGUCCAGCGCUGGUCAGUAGGGGUCUGUACAGAGCACAGAACAAGACAGAUUCUGAAUAAAACGCUCUUCAAGGUGAACUUUAAGAGGGUUUAUUCAGGUUGGAGUUACCAUGGAGAUGCUAUUGCUUUGCCUGUAAUGUUCCGCAGUAUGGUUUUAAACUUGUAGAUGUUUUUAUAGCUUAGAAAUAUCUUUUAAAAGGCCGCCACACUCUACAGGACAGUUUACCAGAUUUUGGUUGCGAUUUCUUUUCUCCACGUGACCCGACUUUGUGUCUUCGGCCACAUCCACACUAGUUCGUAUUCGAGUUGUUUUCGUUGCGGAUGCAGUGUUCGUUCACACUAAUCUGAUGGAAAACGGCUCCAGAGACGGAACAAUCUGGCGCCUACAGCUCCCACAAAUUCAUCUGAGUACAGAUCUGAUCCGGCACUGUGGACGCCUGAAAACGUUGCUGUAGGUCUGUGCACCGCAAAGUAAUUCAGUGCCAAAACACUUAAGAGGCGAGAAUAUGUGUCCAUUUAUAUAAAGGUGUGUCUAUGUGUACGACCUGCAGACGUAUAAUCUCUGAAAAGUUUAACACGAACCAUCUCCAACACGACAGAAACACAGAACAGACUCGCCAUCAACAGAACACCCCUCUGUCACAGAAAGAACACUCAGAUUCCACUGAGUCGUGUCCUGAUGCUGCUCAGCUUCUGUCGAACUAAAGGACACAAGGAAAGCUGUUUUUUUGAGCCUCAGUUUAUGCAAAUGAGUUGUGUGGUUUUAAAUUUUGUUUCUGUAAAUCAUAAACAAAUGUGCUCAAAGCUGUGUGGAUAGGGAAGGCUUAAGGACACAGAAAUUACAUGUCUGGAUGCAAAUCGACUCAUUUCAGUUUAAACACAGCCUUCGUGUGUCAUCUUGUAACCACCAAACAUCAGCAACGUUAUGGUAACAGCCGAUAAAACAGAGCGUUGGGGGUAGAGGAGCGACGGACACAGAGACCCAAGAUACAAACUCAAGAAACCGCAAAAAUAAUGAUUAGACUUUAUUCCUCACCUCUCUUAAAGCGGUAAAUUUAAAGUGCAGCGUCUCAUCCACAUUAUCCAUAGAAGUUAUUCUCCGCAAAUAAUGACCCCAGUCCACAAAACCAAACCGUGAAUCCAGUUUGAGGCAUUCUUUAAAAGUAAAAAUGUGGGAGUAGUUCCUCACGUGUGUCUGUGGAGAAUCUGGAUCUUCAACUCGAUCCGUAAACAGGGACUCGACUUCCUGUGGACUUUAUCUCCAAUCAUUUAUGCUUUAAAAAUCCUGUAUCUGAAGUUUUGCACCACAUUUUGCAAAUAUUAAUAACACAGUUUUGACUUUAAACGCACUGUCGGCAGGAAAAAACUGACACAAACUUUAUAUCUUGUGGUCCGCAGACAGAUCCCGCUGAAGUCUUUGUGAUCGGAGAUUUUAAGUCUCAUCAGAUUAUCUUCGUGUCUGUGGUGUGAGCUUUUUGUCGCAAGUUUAAAAAUCGUUUAAGACCCUCCCCAAAAAAAAAAUCCUGUGGUGUGUGGCGUCUGCUGCUUGUUUCUAGGCAGAUUGAGAAGUUUUAAUGCCGUACUUUGGAACAUCGAGGGUAAAGCGAAAACGUCUCUGGGUGUGGGAGACGUUCGGACCCAGCCUGAGAAACUCUGAUCUAACAAGCUAAACUUUAAAAUGUAAAAUGUCAAAUUCAGAUGUAUUAUGUGUAAUAUGUGAAGCUUAAAUCUGACUCACGGGAGGGCAUCUGACUCGCCGCGGGGGACGAACAGCAUCUGACCCGCCGAUGACCUGUCCGUGGUUUAUUUUCUUACGCUCAGAUGAUAUUUAUGUAGCCUCGAACUCGCUUCCCGUCCCGUGACUCGGAGCUGAGCCGUGAUUUUUUUUUUUCUCUUUAGGAUUUUUGUUUUUAUUUAGAAUUUUAAUGAAUGGGGUUUAGGGGCUCGGCUUCUGCUAAAACGGAUGAUGUCACUUCCUGCUGCUGUGAUUCUCUACAGUCAAUAAAGACGUCGUCCAAAAAAAAAAAAGAA
Boleophthalmus pectinirostris (great blue-spotted mudskipper) is the source of this 4289-nucleotide messenger RNA. It is a transcript of the gene ncoa4, whose product is annotated as nuclear receptor coactivator 4. The record is from RefSeq and is a predicted model, not a curated record. Gene Ontology annotation, biological process: response to hormone; intracellular iron ion homeostasis. NCBI's taxonomy places the organism in Eukaryota, Metazoa, Chordata, Actinopteri, Gobiiformes, Gobiidae. The coding region runs from base 123 to 1997 and encodes 624 amino acids. Gene Ontology annotation, molecular function: transcription coactivator activity. The transcript is spliced from 11 exons.